Molecule: messenger RNA, 1312 nt
Organism: Cucumis sativus (cucumber)
Lineage: Eukaryota; Viridiplantae; Streptophyta; Magnoliopsida; Cucurbitales; Cucurbitaceae
Product: U1 small nuclear ribonucleoprotein A
Exons: 10
Coding region: 103-1056 (317 amino acids)
Molecular function (GO): mRNA binding
Source: RefSeq, a predicted model, not a curated record
UGAAGGAAUCCGACCCAUAAUUCAGGGCUACCAGCUCUCUUUCUCUCUCUCGCUCUCUCUCUCUCGCUACUUGGUCAGAGACUCGGAGGUAACAGCACUCCGAUGGACGACAUGACGAGCUACUAUCCGCCACCGCAACCACCGCCGCAGCCUUCUGGUCUUGAACCUCCUCACUAUCCCUAUUACCAGGUGCCUCCUCCUCCUUCAGCACCCCCGUCUCAGCAUUACCUCUCUCAACACCCGUCCACCUUCGCUUCCUAUGCCUUACCUCUUUUACCUCACACAACCUCCAUCAAUGAGGUCCGUACCCUAUUCAUAGCUGGUCUUCCUGAAGAUGUCAAGCCCCGAGAAAUUUACAAUCUCUUCCGGGAGUUUCCGGGAUACGAGUCCUCUCAUCUUCGGACCCCCACGCAGACGACCCAGCCAUUUGCAUUUGCUGUAUUCUCAGACCAGCAGUCUGCCGUUGGUGCAAUGCAUGCUGUAAAUGGCAUGGUGUUUGAUCUUGAGAAGCAGUCAGUGCUGUAUGUUGAUUUGGCUAAAUCUAAUUCAAGAUCAAAACGGACGAGGACAGAGGAGGAAAGAUAUGGAUCAGAUAAGAAAGCUAAAGUCUCUAUCAUUCCAAGGAGUACUCCUGAUCCUGCAGGUCUUGGCAGCACUCACAUGUCUGGAAUGGGUAAUUCUGCUUACAACACGAUUGGUUAUCCAUCUGCACAAAGCCAUGGAAGCUUUGAUAACAAAACUGUAAACGAUACAGUGGCUGCAAAUGUGAUUCCUCAAAAUCCCCCAUGUCCAACACUUUUUGUGGCAAAUCUAGGGCCAGGUUGCACCGAACAAGAGCUUAUUCAAAUUUUUUUGAGAUGCCCGGGAUUCUUAAAACUAAAAAUGCAGAGCACGUAUGGAGCCCCAGUUGCUUUUGUUGAUUUUCAGGAUACGGCCUGUUCAACUGGAGCUCUGAACCAUCUGCAAGGCUCAAUUCUAUACUCAUCACCUCCUGGGGAGGGCAUGCGGUUGGAAUACGCAAAAUCAAGAAUGGGUAUGCGGAAGAAACCGAAAUGAAUAAAAACAAUUCUUGCAUUCAGUAAGGACUGGAGCCAACUAAGGAAGAAAAUAGAGACCCCUCCCUCAGGCCAUGUGCCUACAAUGGUUUAUGAAGGUCAGAAGUAGUGCAUUACUUGUACCCUUAUGUAGAUGAGGAAAUUAACAACAUAUACCAUUCCCAUAUUUUUUUUUCAUUGUAUCAAAUGCUGCCUUCUCAGUCUUAAACUUCAAUUUUUUUUUUAAUAUCUUCAGAGCCCCAUUAGUUCUACAUUUA